AUGGAACACUUCAGGGAUUCUGCAGCCCCUUUAAAGAUCGCCUCAAAUCUGGUCUCUCCUGGUCAUUUUCUCUUCCAUUCUAAAAAACCAUCGGGGCCACCGGCUUCCAAAGUUCCACAGAAAAUGGACAAGUCUCAGCAGCCCAGUUCCUUCCAGCAACUGGAAAAGCUCGGCGAAGGCACUUAUGCUACUGUCUUUAAAGGGCGCAAUCGCCAAACCGGUGAAAUGGUGGCGCUGAAGGAAAUUCACUUGGAUUCCGAGGAGGGGACACCCUCAACUGCAAUCCGUGAGAUCUCCCUCAUGAAAGAGCUGAAGCACGAGAGUAUCGUCUCGCUCUACGAUGUCAUCCACACGGAAAACAAACUCAUGCUUGUUUUUGAGUUCAUGGACAGAGAUUUGAAGAGAUAUAUGGACACUCGCGGUGACCGUGGGCAGCUGGAUCCUGCCACGGUCAAAUCCUUCAUGCACCAGCUACUCAAGGGCAUCGCCUUCUGCCACGACAACCGAGUCCUCCACCGCGAUCUGAAGCCACAGAACCUCCUGAUCAACAAGAAGGGCCAGCUCAAGCUGGGUGACUUUGGAUUGGCUCGCGCAUUCGGUAUUCCGGUUAAUACAUUCUCCAACGAAGUCGUCACACUGUGGUACCGCGCACCGGACGUCCUCCUCGGGAGUCGCACCUACAACACCAGCAUUGACAUCUGGUCCGCUGGCUGCAUCAUGGCAGAGAUGUACACGGGCCGUCCGCUUUUCCCCGGCACCACCAACGAGGAUCAAUUGAUCAAGAUCUUCCGUCUGAUGGGCACACCAUCCGAACGUACAUGGCCCGGCAUCUCCCAGCUGCCAGAAUAUAAGUCCGACUUCCAGAUCUACGCCACGCAGGAUCUGUCGCUGAUCGUCCCUCAAAUGGAUGCUAUCGGGAUGGAUCUGCUGAACCGUAUGCUGCAACUCCGUCCGGAGAUGCGCAUCAGCGCCAACGAGGCCCUGCAGCACCCGUGGUUCCAUGAUCUGCCUCAGAUCCAGGCUAAAUUGCAGCAGCAACACCAGCAGCAGCAGAUGGCUGGAUAUGGAGGCAUGAUCCCCCCCGCAGCCCGCUUAUUAGCGGUCUAG
This is a messenger RNA of Penicillium mononematosum, 1107 nucleotides long. Its product is annotated as cyclin-dependent serine/threonine-protein kinase phoA. Gene Ontology annotation, biological process: protein phosphorylation. The coding region runs from base 1 to 1107 and encodes 368 amino acids. The record is from RefSeq and is a predicted model, not a curated record. Gene Ontology annotation, cellular component: cytoplasm; nucleus. Gene Ontology annotation, molecular function: ATP binding; cyclin-dependent protein serine/threonine kinase activity. The transcript has 3 exons. NCBI's taxonomy places the organism in Eukaryota, Fungi, Ascomycota, Eurotiomycetes, Eurotiales, Aspergillaceae.